UCACCUGCGCAGCUGCCCUGCUUCCUCCUCUGCUACGCCUUCCUUCCUUAUUUCCUUUCCUUUCCUUCCAGCAGGCAGGCAGGCAGGCAAGGCUACAGAUCGAUCCGAGUGAUUCGUGUCCUUCCUCCUCACGCUCUCCCGCCCCCCCCCCCCCCCCCCCCCUUUUCCCUUUUCCAACGCCGGCCAGCCGGCCGCCCAAUUCCAUCCAUCAAUUAUCUUGUUCUUGCCUUCUCCAACAAUUAAUCAUCAAUCCCAACCAGCCAUCCAUCAUAUCAGCACAACUAACAACAAACAGAUCCGUCCACCAUCGCCGGCCGGCCCUGCCUGCCGCCGUUGCACGACUAACUCACCACCGCCCGCCGCCGACGCAUCCAUCCAUGAAGCCCGCGGGCGGCGGCGGCGGCGGCGAGGACGACGUGCAGGUGCUAGUGGAGCGGCCCUCCUCCUUGUCCGGCCACUCCCACUCCCACCGGCAGCAUGGCGCCUCCUCCUCCUCCUCCUUGCCUACCAGUAGCACCAGCGCCGCCGCCGCCGCCGCCGCCAGGCAUCCGCACAACCACCACCGGCAGCAGCAGGUGAUCAGGGCGCGGCCCUACUACCGGCGUUGGUCGCCGUGGCUCGUCUCGGCCGCCACCGCGGCCUGCGUCGCCAUCUUCCUCGUCACCAUGUACGUCAACGACUGCCCCCGCCACAACUCCAACUCCAACUGCGCCGCCGGCUUCCUCGGCCGCUUCGCCUUCCAGCCGCUCCGCGAGAACCCGCUCCUCGGUCCCUCCUCCGCCACGUUAGUGAAGAUGGGGGCUCUCGAUGUGCCUAAGGUCGUCCAUGGCCGCCAAGGAUGGCGUCUGAUCACUUGCAUGUGGCUCCACGCCGGAGUUGUUCAUCUCCUCAUCAACAUGCUCUGCCUCGUCAUCAUCGGCAUACGCCUAGAGCAAGAAUUCGGGUUUGUGAGGAUCGGCCUGGUGUACCUCAUCUCUGGUUUUGGCGGGAGCCUCAUGUCUGCUCUUUUCAUACAGUCCAACGUCUCCGUUGGGGCCUCCGGUGCUCUGUUCGGCCUCAUUGGAUCCAUGCUCUCUGAACUCAUAACAAACUGGUCACUCUACGCAAACAAGGUGGCAGCGUUGGUAACACUGGUGCUGGUGAUCGUGGUGAACCUGGCGCUGGGGCUCCUCCCCCGGGUGGACAACUUCGCCCACAUCGGCGGCCUCAUCUCGGGCUUCCUCCUCGGCUUCGUCUUCUUCAUCCGCCCGCAGUUCGCCUGGCUCACCCAGCACAGAAGAGUAUCAGCAGCAGCACAGCCUGACGGGCAACCACCGGCGGCGGCGCCUACUCCUCCUCCGGUUGUCUCGGUGAAGCGCAAGCACAAGACGUACCAGUACGUGCUGUGGCUGGCCGCCGCCGUGCUGCUCGUCGUCGGGUUCACGGUGGCCACCGUGCUGCUGUUCCGUGGGUACAACGCGAACGAGCACUGCCCGUGGUGCCACUACCUCAGCUGCGUCCCCACCAAGCGGUGGAAGUGCGACGCGUCGCCGACCACGUGCACGGGGACGCUGCAGGAGAACACGCUCACCGUCGUCUGCGCCGGCGGCAAGAACCAGACGUACGUCGUGGCGUCGGCCGCGGACGCGUCGCAGGACAGGAUCAACGACCUCUGCAACCAGCUCUGCACCUAGUUGGUAUCGGCCCUAUUCUUUCUUUGUGUACAUCAAGGAAGGAAGGAAUAGAUAGAUUAUAGAUGCUCCAUUUUUACUCAUUCAGAGGCUGAGUGAGAUGAUGAACAAGCAUUAACAGAGUUCCAAAACAGGCUGUUGCGAUGAUUUACUGUUGUUUCGAUCUUCUAAUUACCGUUGUUAAGGCCUUGUUU
Sorghum bicolor (sorghum) is the source of this 1864-nucleotide messenger RNA. Its product is annotated as RHOMBOID-like protein 2. Bases 378 to 1673 code for a protein of 431 amino acids. NCBI's taxonomy places the organism in Eukaryota, Viridiplantae, Streptophyta, Magnoliopsida, Poales, Poaceae. Gene Ontology annotation, molecular function: serine-type endopeptidase activity. Gene Ontology annotation, biological process: proteolysis. The record is from RefSeq and is a predicted model, not a curated record. Gene Ontology annotation, cellular component: membrane. The transcript has 4 exons.